UGAUGGGACUUGCAGUCCGCGGGGCGCGCUGGCGGGCGCCUGGUGCGCUGGCGGGCGCCUGGUGCCGGCCCCGAACCACAGCUUCCGACAGGCUGCGCGGCCGGCCCCCGAGCCCCGCCCAGCCCGCGGAGAGGCCCCCGAGCUUAUGGCUGCGCUCCCGGCCUCAGCCGACGCACCCCGCCCGGUGCCGCCGCCCCUAGCGGCUGGAGACGGGCCAGACCGGCUGGAGGGGAAGAACGAGGACCGGUAGGCGCGGCGCGCCCCUCGCGUCUCGUGGUGGGGGCGGCUCCGGGAGCCGAGCCUGGACCAGCGGAGGGUCCCCGGGGCCUGGCGGUGGCGGGCCCUCGCGGACGGCCGCGGGAAGGGGCCCGUGGGCAGGGCCCGCGUGGGGCCUCGGUCUGUCCCGAGCAGACGGGGCGCCGGGCCAGCGAGCACCCGGGCUGGACUGUGCGCCCGCCGGAUGUUCCUAGAUGGUCAGUUCGUUCCGGGAGCCGCACGGGCUCGGCCUGCCCCACUCGAGGCCGGAGGUCGUGAUGCUGGGCGGCGCGGUGCUCAGUGCCUUCCGACUGCCGGCCAGGCUCCGGGGGAGGGGACCCUGGAGGCUCUGGGGGCUUUGCAGGAGGGGAGGUGGUGGGGGCCGCUGUCACUUGGUUGGGGGGGCGGCUUCCGCUGUCAGCCUCGGGCCAGGCCCCAGGGGGUGACGGCUAAGCGGCGCUCGGGCGAGGGCUGGCUCCUCACUUCUGGAUCUGAACCGUCCCUGGGCUAGGGCCACCGCUGGCCCCAGGUUGGGGCCAAAGGAAACUUUUCCAGCCAGGUACCUGUUCCUGGGAAGUGCCGUGGUCUGGACUGCUUGGGACUGUCUGGGUGCUGCCAGCAGAGCCGCUGGGCAGGCGGGGAGACGGGUCUCAGGGGUGAGCUGCCGGCAGGAAGAGGCUCCCUGGGCCUGGAGGAGCAUCUUGUGUUCCUCUAGGCUCACCCCCUCCUGGGGAGCAGUGACUCCGAGCCUGGCUCAGGGUGAUAAGGUGGAAGAGGGAGGAUCUGAGUCUGUGACACCUGUUAGUUCCAGAGAAUCUGAUGUAGCCUGAGACCACAUAAGCUCUUGAGAAGAACACUUCCUGCAGACACAGAACGGUGGCAGCAGCCGUCUGGCUCUGCCCCGUGCACAGAGCGCGUAGUGGGCAUGGGUGCCCCUCACGGGGCCGGGGCGGCAGUGGUCUUUCUCUCCUCGGAGCGUGGUCCUCAGGGGACAAGAGGGGAGCCAGGGCCCAUGGGGUGGCCCUGGAGCUGCCUCUGGAUGUCACGGGGAAAUCGCUCCCGUUACACCCUGCCUUCUCUGCGAUGUUCCUCAAGCACGUGCCCUCCCCCUCCGUCCCUGCAUGGCCUGAGGGGGCCAGAGCUGGCUCUGGUCAGUGUCCGGGUGUCUGUGCAGAUGUCUCCAAACCGAGGCUCUCCCCGCCUGACCACGGCUCCGGCUUCGCCUUCCGCAUCAUCGUGGCUGCACGAUGUGGUCGGUGUACCUUGCCGUGGCUUCUUGUGUGCCUGUCCCUCCGGAAGGUCAGUCUGGUGAGGACGGGGACCUCGGCCUACCUUUGUACUGGACAUGCUGGUGGACAAGUGAGCACCUCGCAGUGGUGACAGGGUACCCUCGGGCUGUCCCUUGGUGAGGUCCAGGUGGGCACGGGUCUGGGGGCUGCCGCUGGGCGCCUGGAAGGAAGCUGGCUGGACUCGCCUAGAGCAGCGGGAAGGAGGGGGUCCCAUAGGGGGAUUUCCAAUGGGGGGUGGGGACAGUGCAAGUUCCUGGAGCCUGUUGCACCCCUUUAGGGCUGCAGCCCCCCCAGCCCCCCAGUUCUCUCCCUGCUCUGAGAAAGCUGCCCUGAUUUCCCUGUCCCUGAGCCAGUCUGGGACCGCCCCGCCUCCCCAGGCCAGGCCCCAGUGGGCCAGCUCCUCCCUCCUGCUUCUGGCUUCAUUUGACUCACUCCCCUGGGAAACUUUCCUAAAGCAGGACAGGGCAUCAGGGCUCCUCAGCCCCGAGCCUGAGUGCGGUGGGCAGGGCGGGAGCAGGAGGGAGCAGCUACCGUGGGGCAGGCCUGUUACCCUGAGGCAGCGCCCGGGAGGGGCCCCCUUCAGUGUGCGGACCCCAAGUGAAAUUCUUUCUCCUCUGAGCCCCUGCCAGCCGUCUCCACGUUGAUGUUGUCGGAAGCCGACUAGGAAAGCUGGUGUAUGGGCUGGAUUAAUCACAGGGAGGGGGCCAGGGACCUGGGACAGGAGUGAAUACUGCAGCCGCCCACCCGAGGGCCUGCUCUUCCUCCUGCUGCCAGACUGGGGCACGGCUGUGUCCCCAGCUGAGCAGUGAGCGCGGGUGGCCUUGGGGGACGUGCUGGAGCCGUCGUGGAAGGGGUGGGGCGGGCAGUUAUUCUCGGAGGAGGCCUCAGCCGGCUAGAGUUUCAGGUUGUUUAUGCCUCUCGGAGGCACCUGGGGGCAGGGGUGCCCAGCUCAGCGCCGCUCCUCGCUGACGGCUUGGCCGGCCGAGAGACACCUCCGAUGUCCCUGUCCCGCUCGGGGGGGUGCGGGGGUGGGCCCUGCAGUCCCCGGCAGACCAAGGGUCUGGAGCUUUCUCCAGGCUCUUCUGGAGGAGGGGGCACAGUGGUCCUCAGCCAGCCCUGGGUGGGCAGCGUGCCAGCCUGAGCACAGGAGGGGCAGUUCACACCCGAUGCUGGCCUGAGGUCCGCCUGGCUGUCUUCGGCAGGUCAGUGCUAUUAAUAUCAGGCCAGCGCACGGCCCCCAGCCGGGUGAUCCUCUUAUGCCGGUAGCCUCGGCCUCGGAGGCCAGCGGUGAGUGCUGUUGCUUCAGCACGGGCUCCCGGGGCCUCUCACCUGCUGGCCCCCCGCCUCCCAGGGGACAGCCUCUGCCAGCCAGGGCUUGGACCCCACUUGGGCUCCUCACCUGCUGUGCUGCCCACCCGUGGAGGAGCAGUUCCGGGGGCUGCUGAGCUGUGCUGGGGGGCUGCCGGGGGUCUGAGGCGGCGCGAUGAUGGCCUGCACACACCUGGGAUCACCCUGCCGUCCCGGUUUCCCCUGUGUCCUGGCCAUGAGCAGCCCCCCGGCUUACCCUGGCAUCAGGGUCUCGGGGUGCUGGACCCUUGGCGCAGAAGGCAGCAGCAGCAGCAGCAGCAACGCGGAGUCCUUGGACAGGCUUCUCCCACCCGUGGGCGCCGGGCGCUCGCCCCGGAAGCGCACCACCAGCCAGUGCAAGUCUGAGCCGCCCCUGCUGCGCACCAGCAAGCGCACCAUCUACACGGCGGGGCGGCCGCCCUGGUACAACGAGCACGGCACCCAGUCCAAGGAGGCCUUCGCCAUUGGCCUGGGAGGCGGCAGUGCUUCUGGGAAGACCACUGUGGCCAGAAUGAUCAUCGAGGCCCUGGACGUGCCCUGGGUGGUCUUGCUGUCCAUGGAUUCCUUCUACAAGGUGCUCACCAGGCAGCAGCAGGAACAGGCCGCCCACAACAACUUCAACUUCGACCACCCAGAUGCCUUUGACUUCGACCUCAUCAUCUCUACCCUCAAAAAGCUGAAGCAGGGCAAGAGUGUCAAGGUGCCCAUCUACGACUUCACCACCCACAGCCGGAAGAAGGACUGGAAAACGCUCUACGGUGCAAACGUCAUCAUUUUCGAGGGCAUCAUGGCCUUUGCUGACAAGACACUGCUAGAGCUCCUGGACAUGAAAAUCUUCGUGGACACGGACUCUGACAUCCGCCUCGUGCGGCGGCUGCGCCGUGACAUCAGCGAGCGGGGCCGGGACAUCGAGGGUGUCAUCAAGCAGUACAACAAGUUUGUGAAGCCCGCCUUCGAUCAGUACAUCCAGCCCACCAUGCGCGUGGCAGACAUUGUGGUGCCCCGGGGGAGCGGGAACACAGUGGCCAUCGACCUGAUCGUGCAGCACGUGCACAGCCAGCUGGAAGAGAGGAAGCUGCGCUGGGAUCUGGCCGCGCUGGCCUCAGCGCACCAGUGCCACCCCCUGCCCCGGACGCUGAGUGUCCUCAAGAGCACGCCGCAGGUGCGGGGCAUGCACACCAUCAUCAGGGACCGGGAGACCAGCCGCGACGAGUUCAUCUUCUACUCUAAGAGGCUGAUGCGGCUGCUCAUCGAGCACGCGCUCUCCUUCCUGCCCUUCCAGGACUGCGUCGUGCAGACCCCGCAGGGCCAGGACUACUCGGGCAAGUGCUACGCGGGGAAGCAGAUCACAGGCGUGUCCAUCCUGCGGGCCGGUGAGACCAUGGAGCCGGCGCUGCGGGCCGUGUGCAAGGACGUGCGCAUCGGCACCAUCCUCAUCCAGACCAACCAGUUCACCGGGGAGCCCGAGCUCCACUACCUGCGGCUCCCCAAGGACAUCAGUGACGACCACGUGAUCCUGAUGGACUGCACAGUGUCCACUGGCGCGGCGGCCAUGAUGGCGGUGCGGGUGCUGCUGGACCACGACGUGCCCGAGGACAAGAUCUUCCUGCUGUCGCUGCUCAUGGCGGAGAUGGGCGUCCACUCGGUGGCCUAUGCCUUCCCGCGCGUGAGAAUCAUCACCACGGCGGUGGACAAGCGCAUCAACGACCUCUUCCGCAUCAUCCCCGGCAUAGGGAACUUCGGCGACCGCUACUUCGGGACCGACGCCGUCCCGGAUGGCAGCGAUGAGGAGGAAGGGGGCUCUGCGGGGUAGCCGCCCACCCCGCCCCCAACCCCUCCUGCUUCCCCGGGGCUUACAGAGUAGAGAUGCUAACUUAUUUGAAUUAAAAAACGUGUUACCGGUGUACCUUGUCUAAAUAUUUUGUAAAAUAAAACUUGAAAAUGAA
This is a messenger RNA of Balaenoptera acutorostrata (minke whale), 4837 nucleotides long. It is a transcript of the gene UCKL1, whose product is annotated as uridine-cytidine kinase 1 like 1. The transcript is spliced from 15 exons. Lineage: Eukaryota; Metazoa; Chordata; Mammalia; Artiodactyla; Balaenopteridae. The record is from RefSeq and is a predicted model, not a curated record. Gene Ontology annotation, cellular component: cytoplasm. Gene Ontology annotation, molecular function: ATP binding; kinase activity. Bases 3028 to 4704 code for a protein of 558 amino acids.